Messenger RNA from Synchiropus splendidus (mandarinfish), 889 nucleotides. It is a transcript of the gene edaradd, whose product is annotated as EDAR-associated death domain. The record is from RefSeq and is a predicted model, not a curated record. The transcript is spliced from 6 exons. Bases 152 to 754 code for a protein of 200 amino acids. Gene Ontology annotation, molecular function: protein binding. Gene Ontology annotation, biological process: signal transduction. Lineage: Eukaryota; Metazoa; Chordata; Actinopteri; Syngnathiformes; Callionymidae.
CAGUCCGUGUUCGCGGCCGCCGGGCUGCCAGAGACGCCUCUCACAACUCAGGAUCUACUCCAUCGUCUUCUGACACGAUUCCUCGGACGUGGGAGAAGCUGCAUCACCGAAACUCGACUCAGUGGGGGAGUGAAAGGAACACUUGGGCAGGAUGAGCUCGGAGCCGGUGGAGGACACAGACACCACCACCUUCGUUGCAGAAAUAUCUUUGGAGGCCAAUUACCCUGUCCAAGUCACAGAUCCUCAUGGCCCGGUGACCCUCCACCUCAGCUCCAUGCCCUCCGGAUACCUGAGCCCCUCUGACAGAAUCACAAAGCCGGUGAAGGACGUGGAGGAGUGCACCUGCCCGACCUCGACCUCACCAGACUUCCCGAAAGAGCUGCAGCUGUUCAACCAUCCGUGUGAAAGGUGCUUCUGUCCAGCCCCUCCUCCGAAGAUCAGUGACCUCAUGAACGACAAAGAUCUUCUGGACACGUUGCGGCUGAAACUGGACACGAACCACUGCACCAUCAAGAACUGGAAGAACUUUGCGAGCCGCUGGGGGAUGAGCUAUGACGAACUGACCCUGCUGGAGCACCGCACCCAGGGCUCCCUGUCCCACAGUCCCACGCAGGAGUUCCUGCACCGCUACAACCAGAAGAGCGUCACCGAACUCACCGACCUCUGCCGCAUCUACCAGCGCAUCGACGUGCUGCGGCUGCUGCAGAGCUGGACAGAGAAGGUCUGGCCCGAGCGCUGGCAACAGACUCACUGACCACUCUCUCCCGUGUGGUCUUUGCUACGCAGCUUUACGCUUUAGAAUGUGAGUAGAUCCCCAACAGAGAUGUUUUCCGUCGACUCUGCUCCUCUGUACAUGGCUGCGCUGUACCCUCGACUGUAAUAAAUCUGU